Messenger RNA from Danio rerio (zebrafish), 1179 nucleotides. Lineage: Eukaryota; Metazoa; Chordata; Actinopteri; Cypriniformes; Danionidae. The record is from RefSeq and is a predicted model, not a curated record.
AAGAUUGAAGAAACAUUCAGAGUCAAACAGGAAGAUCUGCAGGAACAAACAGACCUAAUUAAAGACUAUGAGGAGAGUAAAGAGGAACAUCGUGUCAAAAUUGAGGGCAAAACUCAUUUAGAGACUGAUGGUAUUUUAAAAAUGAGAGACAAGAGUUGUUUUACCUGCACUCAGUGUGGAAAGAGUUUGGCAAACAAAAGCAAACUAAAGAUUCACAUGAGGAUCCACACUGGAGAGAGACCAUUCACAUGCACUCAGUGUGGGAAGAGUUUCUGCCACUUAGCAAACCUUAAUCAACACAUGAUGAUCCACACUGGAGAGAAACCAUUCACAUGCACUCAGUGUGGGAAGAGUUUCAGCCACUCAGCAAACCUUAAUCAACACAUGAUGAUCCACACUGGAGAGAAACCAUUCACAUGCCACCAGUGUGGGAAGAGUUUCAGCAAAUCAUCAACGCUUUACAGGCACAUGAGGAUCCACACCGGAGAACAACCAUUCACAUGCACUCAGUGUGGGAAGAGUUUCAACCAACCAUCAAACCUUUAUCUACACAUGAGGAUCCACACUGGAGAAAAACCAUUCACUUGCACUCAGUGUGGGAAGAAUUUCAUCCACUCAUCACACCUUAAUGAACACAUGAUGAUCCACACUGGAGAGAAACCAUUCACAUGCACUCAGUGUGGGAGGAGUUUCAGCUUAUCAUCAACGCUUAAUAGACAUAUGAGGAUCCACACCGGAGAGAAACCAUUCACAUGCACUCAGUGUGGGAAGAGUUUCAGCCAAUCAGCAUCCCUUAAUCGACACAUGAGGAUCCACACUGGAGAGAGUCCAUUCACAUGCACUCAGUGUGGGAAGAGUUUCAGCCUAUCCUCAUACCUAAAUAAACACCUUAGGAUCCACACUGGAGAGAAACCAUUUACAUGCACUCGUUGUGGGAAAAGUUUCAGGCACUCAUCACACCUUAAUCAACACAUGAUGAUCCACAAUAGAGAGAAACCAUUCACAUGCACUUGUUGUGGGAAAAGUUUCAGGCACUCAUCAUCCCUUAAUCAACACAUGAUGAUCCACACUGGAGAGAAACCAUUCACAUGCACUCAGUGUGGGAAGAGUUUCAGCCUAUCAUCAUACUUUAAAAGACACAUGAAGAUCCACACUGGUGUGAGAGACUAUAUGUGCUUG